This is a messenger RNA of Magallana angulata, 3348 nucleotides long. Its product is annotated as angiomotin-like. The coding region runs from base 1118 to 3277 and encodes 719 amino acids. Gene Ontology annotation, biological process: regulation of cell migration; actin cytoskeleton organization. The record is from RefSeq and is a predicted model, not a curated record. NCBI's taxonomy places the organism in Eukaryota, Metazoa, Mollusca, Bivalvia, Ostreida, Ostreidae. The transcript has 10 exons. Gene Ontology annotation, cellular component: cytoplasmic vesicle; plasma membrane; bicellular tight junction.
CUCUAUUCAUAUUAUAUACAAACGUGACAUUAAUUCUACAAGAGGGUUGUUUUUUGUAUCCUCAAAAAACUUCUGCAAAUAUUAGAUUUGUGAAAGGGAAAAAAGAACUUAUUUGUUAAUUCCUGCCUUAUUUUUGUAAGGAGAUUUCCAAUCUCGGACAUUUCUCAGGGGAUUUGUGUGCCUUUAAGAAAUAAAGGAAUUUGUAGAUUAGCAGUGCUUGGUGGAAAGUUGAAAACAGGAUGGAGGGGUGAACUAUGUAAAGUAUGCCACUGAUGUAGCGCGAUAUCUUAGUGGAAUCAAUUUGUCGGUUGGGUAUUAUCAUUCAGGAAUGUAGGUUGUCUGUUUCUUCAGAUCUUCCGAUCAAAUUCCACCUCCAAAAAAUAUCACUGACCGGAGAGCUAUUGCACUCUUUAAUUCCGGCCAGGGGCGUUAAACCAACAAAAGAGCUUCCAAUAAUUUGUACAGCAAGAGAAGAGAGUGACUUCGUUUUUAAAAAGGUUUUUUUUUUUGGAAAGACGUCACUAACUCUUGUCAUUUUCACUUGCCCUUCAAGGAUAAGUGUCACGGAUGUGGAAAUUCGUAUUAAGGAAAAAUUAUUAAGAGGCGCGAACCACAGGAUUCAUUUAUUCAGGAUACGCGAUUUUUCUUCCUGUCUCGGUGAAUGACUGGGAAGCUGAAUUAAGUGUAAAACAUUGCCUUAACUAUCCAUCAUCCAGAAUAAUUUAACACAAAAGAGGACAAGCAUUCCGCUGGAACAAUUUUUAGAAUUCCUCACCACGUGUUCUAUUAAUUGUGGGAUAAAAAAAUUAUGCGUUAACAAAAUCAGUGGAGUCAGGGAAUUGGGUCGCUAAUUCGGUGUCAACAUCCCAACGAGUGUCUGUCUCUUUUUCUCUGUGGGGAAGUCAACGUUUAUAACUGCUUAGGAAUAAAUUUGAUAAUUAUAGUGAUUAUGUGAAUUCUUGCUGGAGUAUAGAUAUACUGGUGUAUAUGUAUAUAAGAGUUAACAUCCCAAAGAUUAUAGGAGAUAUCAAGUGAUUAUAAACCUGGAAUGUUGGUUUUACAGCAGGGAGGAAUUUGAUUUUUUUUUUCCUGUUUUCCCUCACUCUGAGUUUGAGCCAUGCAUACAGAAGGUCGUGUUGGAUUGAGUGAUUCUCCUACCUAUGCUAAUCUCAAUAUGAUUCAAGAUCUGAUGAAUGGCGGACAGUUUUCUAGUGACGAGUACCUGGUGGUAACUGAUCCAGACGGAGUAAAUAUGUCACAGCAGCAGUACCGGGAACCCCCUCCCUACCCCGGCCAUUCCAGACAGCUACAAAAUACACCAGGUCUGAGACAGAGUUUCUCUGGAAGUGAGGCUAGCACGGAUGUUUCUGUGUCUUCAACGGAAAAUCUGUCUACUUCUGUGAGACAGGAGCCCCAGGGAGAGGAGAACCAGUCGACCACUGGUUACCCCCCUCACUUAGACUAUGGGAGCAGUGAUAACGGGUACAGUAUUCUAGCCCGACUUGGAAUGCCCACAACUGCUCUAGAAAUGAAAACCUCAACGAUUUCACAGCCAUAUUACCAAAUGGCCGGACAUUGUGUUCCCCAUCCAACAGACAAUUACGGAUAUUUAAACAAUCCUUGCUGUGGAUCUUCUUUUUCGUGGCAUCCGCAUCAAGUGUCAAACUCGUGUGUUGCCGUAUCAAAAACAACCGAAAAUGUGACUUCUACCAGCGGACAACAGUGGACCAUGGACCAGUUACAGUCUCCUUACUUCACACAGCUUCCCCCACCCCCAGAGUAUCCCGGGUUUCAUGUUGAGAAAACUGAACAGCUGCGACGAUCAUAUGAAACAAUGGAGCGUUGUGAUCCCGCUGAAAUGUCCGCCUGUAAAUCUCAACCUGAUCUGACCCAUUACUGGGAGGCCCACAGCAAAAUGGUGGAACAGAGCCUUCAGAGAGAGGAUCAAAGUACUCCAACCUCCUCCAUUCGUUAUGAAGAUGUAGAUCCACUUACUGCACGUGCCAACAAAAUGAUUGACAUGCUUACAGAGGAAAAUAGGAAACUUCGUGAUGAACUAACAGUGUUUAAUAGAAAAGUUUCAAGACUUCAAAAAUUUGAAUAUGAAAUUCAAAAAGUGCAUGAGGCUUAUGAAUCUCUUGUGAAAUCCUCCCAGAAAAGAGAGAAAUUGGAAGCCAUUAUGAAGAAGAAACUAAAGGAGGAAUUAACGAAACUGCAGGCCACUAACAAACAGUUACAAGAACAAGUGGAUAAAUCUACAGCAGAGUGCGUAGAAGACGGAGAGCAUGUGUCAGACUCAGAGAGAAGUCGCAAGUUUGCUGCUGUGGUCGCACACAACAAGGAGCUGUUGUCUUCCAAAGAGAGGCUGGAGCUGGAGGUGACCUCAUUAAGGACCUCCCUCCAGGAACAGCAAUCUAAGAUGGACAUACUGGACAACGCACUGACUAAUGCCCAGGGCAACGUGGUCAGACUUGAGGAAGAGUGUUGUAAGAAACAGGUGAAGAUGGAACGGCUAGAAAAACUCCAGAAAUCCUUUUCGUGUUUAAAAGCAGCAUGUGAAAAACGGGAACAGUUUGAGAAACAAAUACGGACUCAGUUAGAGAAAGAGGUGUCUAAUCUAAAAGCUCAACAGAAGGAGAGCGGAGCUCCAUCACAGUUGGACACCGCCGCCUCGCAAGCGGAGGCCACCAAUCUCCACUCACUACAGACUCUGAUGAACGAGAAAGAAUCCAAAAUUCUGAAACUGGAGACGGAGGUGAUAAAGUGGCAGCAGAAGUACUUGGAGGAGAGUGCCCUGCGACAGUUCUCUAUCCAGAACGGAUUGUCAGCGGAUCUGUUGGAUUCUGAAGGUUUAACCGACGAGAAGAUGGAGAAGUUGACACAGUUGGAGGAAGUUGUGAAAGCAAGACAGCAAGUGGAGGAGCUCGAAGCAAAAGUAAAGAGCCUGCAGACAGAGCUGGCUGAGAAAGAUGCCAUGAUUCGGGUAUUUCAGCGCUCUGGGCCGAUGACAAGGAGUAGCAGUGUACACACCCUGUCUGGGGCCUCUUCCUCCCUUCUGUCCCCCCGUCCUUACCACCACACAACUUGUUCACUGACCAGACAAGGAACCCUCCCAACCAUCCGCCAUGUCAAAACAGGUAGUACAAGCACUUUGGAGACUGGUCGAGCUUUUUCAUUAGACGAAGAUUUAGUGUCUUCCAUUCAGCAUCUUUCAACAGAGAGCAAGGAUUCCAAUAGCUCAUCUGAGGAUGACUCAGAGAAAGUCUGGCAAGUGUAAUUGCCUCCCUCUGCAGAAAUACCGAAGCUUGUAAUUACCUCCCUUUAUAAAGCUGUUGGAUGCUUGGAUAA